Cavia porcellus (domestic guinea pig) is the source of this 4492-nucleotide messenger RNA. It is a transcript of the gene Flvcr1, whose product is annotated as FLVCR choline and heme transporter 1. NCBI's taxonomy places the organism in Eukaryota, Metazoa, Chordata, Mammalia, Rodentia, Caviidae. Gene Ontology annotation, cellular component: mitochondrion; membrane. Gene Ontology annotation, biological process: transmembrane transport; erythrocyte differentiation; mitochondrial transport. The record is from RefSeq and is a predicted model, not a curated record. The coding region runs from base 163 to 1821 and encodes 552 amino acids. Gene Ontology annotation, molecular function: heme transmembrane transporter activity; heme binding. The transcript has 10 exons.
UCCCGCGCUGCCGCGCGCCAUGGGGGACUAGGCCUCUGAGUGAACCGCGGCCCGGGUCGCUCUGACCCCGGGCCCUGGGCGCGGGUGGCGGGCUGAGGUGGAAUCUGGGGUGUCGGCGAGCGGGCAGGGGCGCGAGGCGGCGGUGGCGGGGAGCCCAGGGACAUGCCGCUGUCGGACCAUGAGGAGGGGCCCGCGGUGGCGCCCGGGCACCCAGUUGCAAAGGGCUACCUGCUGGUGCCCCCAGGAGCCCCCGACCCGGAGGGACAUGGCGAGCAGAACGGGCCCAAGGCCCGCUGCCUGGCGCUGAAUGGGGUCUCCCAGCAGGGCGUGGACGCCGCCUCGGGGGCGCAGACACCGCGGGCCCCGGAAGAGGAGACGGAGACGCAGGCGCGGCUGCUGCCCAAGGACGCCGGCGCGGGAACCCCGGGCGGCGAGGGCGCAGAGCCGGCCCGGACGGCGCUGUCUGCGCGGCGCUUCGUGGUGCUGCUCAUCUUCUGCCUCUACUCGCUGGUGAACGCCUUCCAGUGGAUCCAGUACAGCAUCAUCAGCAACGUGUUCGAGGGCUUCUACGGGGUGUCGCUGCUCCACAUCGACUGGCUGUCCAUGGUGUACAUGCUGGCCUAUGUGCCGCUCAUCUUCCCGGCCACCUGGCUGCUGGACACGCGGGGCCUGCGCCUCACCGCCCUGCUGGGCUCUGGCCUCAACUGCCUGGGCGCCUGGGUCAAGUGUGGCAGCGUGCAGCGGCACCUCUUCUGGGUCACCAUGCUGGGCCAGUGCCUGUGCUCCGUGGCACAGGUCUUCAUCCUGGGCUUGCCUUCCCGCAUCGCCUCGGUGUGGUUUGGGCCCAAAGAGGUGUCGACAGCCUGUGCCACCGCCGUGCUGGGCAAUCAGCUUGGAACUGCAGUUGGCUUUUUGCUGCCACCCGUUUUAGUGCCCAACACACAGAAUGACACAGAUCGCCUGACUCGUAGUAUCAGCACCAUGUUUUAUGGGACCUCAGGUGUUUCUUCAUUUUUAUUUAUUUUAACAGCAAUUGCAUUCAAAGAGAAACCUCCGUACCCACCAAGUCAGGCUCAAGCAGCUCUUCAAAAUAGUCCUCCUGAAGAAUACUCCUAUAAGAAAUCAAUAAGAAACCUGUUUAAAAACGUACCUUUUGUCCUUCUGCUGAUCUCAUAUGGUAUCAUGACUGGAGCAUUUUAUUCAGUCUCAACAUUAUUAAACCAAAUGAUCCUGACAUAUUAUAAGGAUCAGGAAGUGAACGCCGGGAGGAUUGGGCUCACGCUAGUGCUGGCUGGGAUGCUGGGCUCCAUUCUGUGUGGCCUGUGGCUAGACUACACCAAAACAUACAAACAGACUACUCUGAUAGUUUACAUUUUAUCUUUUAUUGGAAUGAUUAUUUUUACUUUCACAUUGGACCUUGACUACAUUAUCAUCGUGUUUGUUACUGGAGGGAUUCUUGGCUUCUUCAUGACUGGCUACCUCCCGCUGGGGUUUGAAUUUGCUGUGGAAAUCACUUACCCUGAGUCCGAGGGCACUUCAUCUGGUCUUCUGAAUGCUGCUGCCCAGGUUUUUGGGAUUUUGUUCACUUUGGCUCAAGGGAAGCUCAUAACAGAUUAUGGUCCUAGGAUAGGGAACAUUUUCCUCUGCUUCUGGAUGUUUGUGGGCACCAUUUUAACCGCCUUAAUCAAGUCUGAUCUGAGAAGACACAACAUAAAUAUCGGCGUGACAAGUGCUGAGAUUAAAGCUGUGCCAGUUGACAGCCCCACAGAUCACAAGCCAAAGGUGAUCACCCUGUCUGAUCAGUCAGAAUCGUCAAUCUGAAGUGGAAGGGAGAGUACCAUGUGUGGCCUGGCAUGCGGCGUGAUGACCUGCGGGUAGAAGUGACCAGGAGGACUCCAUGGAGAAGUCAUAGGGGCGAACGGUUACUUGAAAAUUAUGAGCUCAGAAUAAAUAGUUAUUAUUUUGCUUAACUAUUUAAGUAAUAUUCUACCUAGAAUAUUUUUGCUUACAUCAUGUUAACACUACCAUUCCCUAAUUGGUGACCCGUCUUCAGUCGUGCAUCGUGCCUGUAAGAAUCUGUUGACUUUUUUUUUUUUGAGGUGCUGUGUGGUCCAGGCUGGCCUUGAAACUACUGUGAUCCUCUUGCCUCAGCUCCCAGGUGCUGGAGUUACAGGCUUCAGCACCGUACCUGCCACUUUUCCUUUAGAAGUAUUUUCUACCCGGGCGUGGUGGUGCACACCUGGAACCCCAACUACUCGGAAACUGAGGCCAGAGGAUCCUAAGUCUGAAGCCAGUUUGGGCAGCUUAGGGAGUCCCUCCCUGGCCCAGCGGAGCAGGCCUGGGGCCCCUACCUGUGUGCAGGAGCCCUGCCUUCAGUCCCCUGGGUUUGUUUUUUUUUUAAGAAAAUGGAGGUUUGGAGGAGUUUCUGUGGUGACGCAGUGGGGCCCGGUCCUGUGAGACCCAGAAAAGGGCAUGUGGUUUGUGUAUGACACCCCUCGUGGGACCAGGGCCAGCACCGCGACGGGUAACAGCACAGCGUGGGAGUCCUGCUACAGGCUCGGCAGCACUUGUGCCCUCGCAGGGCGGGCUCCGGGUCACUGUGCCAUUUGCUCCGUUCGUGUACUUCUUUCGCAAAGUGCUGUGUAGGAGACGCCGUGGCAGAGGCCACAGAAUCCGCGUCCUGUACCGUGGCCAGACGGGCUGUGGCCGUGGAACUGCAUCCGAACCAUGCGAGGGAGGGCACAUCAGUGUGCUGCCUCCCUCUGUGGAUCAAUGCUGACACGUAGUCUUCCGGUCCAGCUUGAAACAGAGGAGUUUUAUACCCAGUGUCAUUUUUUACUGCCGCCUUUUGUCAAGACGUAACUUUCUAGCAAAAAAUUCAAUGUAUAUUUUUUAUGGUCUCAUGAUGUGUUGUGUCAGGUCCUGCAAGGUUGCCUUGUUGCCUCGAAGAUCUGUGACUUCCCAUGACCUGGGUGUCUCCACUUAGUGGGGACCUUUGGAAACCCUGACUGUCCCGACGUGACUGUCACGCGGCACCUUCCUGUGACUGUGCUCCCUGGGAGGGUGCGCCCCAGCAGCCGCGGUUGGGUCCAAUCUGCAGCACUGUGCGGGGCUGCCCUGCCCAGUGCGCAGGCCCAGAGAGCAAGAUCCUGUGCACCCCACAGUGCCCGCCUCUGUGUCCUGUCAUAGAGAGAACCUCAGUGUCGCCCCAGGCUGUGGGGACUUGUCUUCACAGUUGUGAUGUUUGUGCCACCAUGGUAUUCAGUAUGUUAUGCGCACCAGAAACCCAGUCAGGUAACACACAUGUUCACGUGAAUAACGGUUUUCAGUGAAAUAUAUGCGCUGAUUAUCUGUAAUCUGCAAUCAAAUGGCUGUAAACUGUGUAGAAUCUGACCCUAAAGAAUGUAUUCUGCCACCAAAAGGGCCUACUAAGAAUCAGGAGCCCUAGUUCCAUGUUCUGGGUGUAUUUCUCUUAGUCAUUGUAACUCUGGACAAGUUAUUUACCCUUUCCAGGCAGGAUUUUCCUGAUCUCAGAGAUCUUUUUAUUUUUUUGUCUUUUCCAGACAGGGCCUCGCUAUGCAGUUCAGACUGGCCUUGAGUUCACUUUGUAGCCCAGGCUGGUUUUGAAUUUGCAACAAUCAUCCUACUGUAGCCUCCCCCAAGUACUGGGAUUAUAGGCAUGUUCUACCACGCCCAGCUCAUAGAUCUUUUUAUUAUGUUAAAUACCGUUCACUAUGGAGUAGACUAAAUCAGUGUACCACAGGAACUCAAAUAUAGGUAGGAAAAAUUCCCUGGACAGUUGAGUGAACAACUGUGAUUUUUAGUCUGUGAAUAGCAAGGAUUUCAGAUCUCCUUUUAGUCAGUCUGUAGAGGCUCAGACAGAGUAUGCUGCGUCGCUAGCUUCUCUUGAUAUUUACAUAAUGGAUUAAGUUGGACAAAAAUGUAUCUUAAGGUUCCUCCCAAAUAAUUAUGUUUACUGUUUAGAAUAAUCACAUGCUUACUGAGUUUGAGGUUUUAAACAAAUUACAGAUGAAAGUUGGAGUACUUUAUUUCUAAAACACAUACAUACAUGUUUUAUUUGCCCUUAUUUAAAAGGAAGUGAAAUGAGUGACCGAAUGUAAAAUGAAUUGAUAAUUUUCUGUACUUUUGUGUAAAUUAUGUCUAAUAAGAAUGUCAUAUAAUUGUAUGUUGUAACUUUCAAAAAUAGCAUAGGUGAUCAUCACUUGUAUGUGUUUUAAUCAGAUGCCUAAAGAAACCCUGGAUGCUUUCAGGAACUAUUGCAUUUAUAAAUGUUGCAAAUGUAGCUUUUGUUUUUCUGAGACUGUUAGAGAAGUCUUUUUGAACUGUCUGUGAAAAUACGUUCCUGUGUAUUAGCUGGACGAAUGCUUGGGUUAACCUUAUUCAUGUUCUCAUUUUGUUCUUUUUACAGUUUGUCCAUAUGCUUGUUCUUCAUUAUUUCAGACUUAAAAUAAAUUUAUUUUUUUAAUGCUAA